UGCUGGCUGCACGUGAUGAACGGUGCGCGUCACCGGUGCGCUGUCGCUCGCCUGGAGACCGGAGCUCGGUUGACUGACACUGAGUGCAGCAGGCAGCUACUGUAAAUAAAGAAUAAAACCCAACAAACUGAAAUAGACAGAGCAGUCGGCAUCGGAUUUGAGCUUGCCAAGAAAAAAGAGGGGGGAAACAUGGCUGGUUUGAUGGCAGGUUUUGGACACUACACUCACGCGCUCGUGCGGGGAGUCCCCGCGUCCCUGACCAGAGCGGCGCUCCGGAUGCAGCCGACGGAGGUGGACCUGGACAUGGCGCGGAGGGAGCACGAAGCCUACGUGGAGCUCCUGAGGGCGAGGCUUGGGCUGGAAGUGGUGGAGCUCCCCGCGGACGAGUCGCUCCCGGACUGCGUGUUCGUGGAGGACGCGGCCGUGGUGUGCGGGGAGACGGCGCUCAUCACUAGACCCGGGGCUGAGAGCAGGAGGAGAGAGACGGAUGCAGUGAAAAGGGCUCUAAAGGAUCUGAAUCUGAACAUCGUGGAAAUGACUGAUGAGAACGCCACACUGGAUGGGGGAGAUGUGCUGUUUACAGGUCAAGAAUUUUUCGUGGGCCUUUCUAAACGAACGAAUCAGAGAGGAGCAGAGAUUCUCGCAGAUGCAUUUAAGGACUACGCCGUUUCUACUGUGCCUGUGAUGGCAGGGCUGCACCUGAAGAGCUUCUGCAGCAUGGGAGGACCGGGACUCAUUAUCAUCGGCUCCAGUGAACCAGCUCAGAAGGCCCUCAAAAUCAUGCAGCAGAUGAGCGACUACCGCUACGACAAACUGACGGUGCCUGAUGAUCUCGCUGCUAACUGCAUCUACAUGAACCUGCCCAACAAGGGACACGUGCUUCUGCACUGCACGGAAAAGGAGUUUCCAGAGAGCGUGAAGAUGUUUGAAAAGCUGAAGGACUACAUGCUGAUUCCUGUGUGCAACUCGGAAAAGGUCAAGGUGGAUGGAGCGCUCACAUGCUGUUCUGUGCUCAUCAACCAAAAGGCAAACAUCUGAGCGCGCUUAGCAGCGGCCUGUUGGCAUCUGAUCUUCUCAGAUCUUAAACAUAAACAAUCAUGCACUUACAGAAACAAAAUUUCAAUGUUGAUUUAGGGAAAAGUCUGAAAGAACUGAAGGGAAGCAUCGGGCCAUUUCUAAAAUCUGCUUAAAUCACAUGAAAACAACUUAAAACUGAUUCAGCUCUUUUUAUGUGAAAUACUAAUUGCACUCUCAAAUCAGAGAAGUUUUUUUUUUCGAAUGUACAAUUUGAUAUUAACAUGAAAAAAAUCAUUCAUAAGACAAAACAAGUAAUUUGCAGGGAUUUUUCAGUCUCUGCUUCUUUUAAUGUGAGUUUUAUUCCUUUAUUCUAACGGUUAAAGUUCAUUUUCCAGUGAGAAGGGAAGGAAACAAUGUGAAUCAAAUCCUCUAACUUGCAGAAAAUGUUAGUUUGACCAAUCAGUGAAAAAUCCUCAGAAAUAACAAACAGCACUUAGCCAGCUGAUCUGUGCCGCUGUACGAUCAAAUCUACCAGAGAGGUACAGAACAGAGCUCCAAGAGAAGAACAAUGUGAUUGAAUUUAGGUUGCAUCCUUUAAAUGCACCAUUUUAACUGUGACUUGCCUUUUUAUGAGGUCUUGUGCCUAAAAUGCAAAUUAGGCUCAUUUUUGAAGUCUGUCUGUAGAUGUUGUGGGCUUUAAAAGCUCGCUGGACUGCAGUUAGGUAACCCUCUGCAUUCAGAAUCACUACUCAGUGGUUUUAUCCCGGUCUCAUUUAACAAUCCUCAUGUCAGUCUGAGGCGGGCGACCAUGACGACAUACAGCCCGACCUGAACAUCCCACCUCGCCUGAAUCCACCAUGCUUCACUCUGUGAUUGUUAGUGAAAGCAGAGGAAAUGACAUCAGGAGGUGACUCAAGCUCCCUCUGCAGACUUUAGCGUAUGUGUGCAAGUGAGCAGUGAUGAAGCACGGAAAGAAUUCCUGUUCAGGAGGAGAAGCUUGUUCGGCUGUAAACACAAACUCUUUUCACUUCUGCCUGUCUCGCUUUCUCCCAUCUUCACCUUUUAGCUCAUGGACAGGUUUUGGAUUAUUUCAUGGUUUUGGUUUCAUACGCUCUGAUGAACUGUGGAUUUGAUCACAGACAUUAAGUUUCAGGUUUUCUUCUAAUGCUUCAGUUGCUGAGAGGACCAGACUGACUAUGUUUAAAUACAACUAAUAACAUUAUCUAAAUGUUCUUCCCCUCACACGCAGUUAAAAAGUUGUUUGGUAGUUGUUUGGCUCUUGGUUGGCUGAACUGUGAUUAGUUGUCCCAACAUGCUCUUUGAGGGUGUAUACUGUACUACUGUUGCCUUGAUUCAGCCUAGUUUAUUCUCAUUCCAUCUCAGGUCUAUUAUUUUUCAUAUGAAAUGUCAGUAAUAAUGUAUUUGAUUGUUUCCAGUUCCAUCUAUUUUAUCAAUAAAUUAAGAUCUAGUAUCA
Messenger RNA from Nothobranchius furzeri (turquoise killifish), 2491 nucleotides. RefSeq names its product dimethylarginine dimethylaminohydrolase 1 (gene ddah1). Gene Ontology annotation, biological process: arginine metabolic process; positive regulation of nitric oxide biosynthetic process. NCBI's taxonomy places the organism in Eukaryota, Metazoa, Chordata, Actinopteri, Cyprinodontiformes, Nothobranchiidae. The record is from RefSeq and is a predicted model, not a curated record. Gene Ontology annotation, molecular function: amino acid binding; dimethylargininase activity.